AUGCUUACCAUCGUGGUCCCUAUGUCCUAUGAAAACGUCGCAGAUUGGCUGGAGGAGGAAUUUCAGGGUAGCGGCUUCACCUUUCUGGAUGGCUUCAUUGGUCAGAAGCUGGGUGAGGAGACUGUGCAGCACGCGGCGGCCACCUUGAACGAUGUCGCCAUGAUCUUCUACUUGAUCGGCUUCGUGGGAUUUCUAUGCUCCACGAUCACGACGGUUAUCAUGCUGCUAUGUGUUGGGGAAGUGCAGACAGAACUAGGGUGCCAAGAGUUUAUGAGGAGAGUUGGCAACUUUACCCGGGUUCCCUACCUGUUUUUCAUGGUGGGCUUCCUGUACGCGUUUGCGUCUGCCAUCCGAUAUCUCGUGACGAUGAAGACGCUCGGUGGGCUCAUAAUACUGGCCAUCCUCAUGCUCUGUGCCGCAACGCUGGUUGCCACCACUUGUGACUUCUUCGUUCGCUGCUGCAUUCAAACACACAAUGGCAUCAAUGAGUUAUUCGAUCGUGGUUAG
This is a messenger RNA of Symbiodinium pilosum, 507 nucleotides long. The record is from the annotation of a GenBank genome assembly. NCBI's taxonomy places the organism in Eukaryota, Dinophyceae, Suessiales, Symbiodiniaceae.